Drosophila miranda is the source of this 1018-nucleotide messenger RNA. RefSeq names its product protein brother. The transcript has 4 exons. Lineage: Eukaryota; Metazoa; Arthropoda; Insecta; Diptera; Drosophilidae. Bases 36 to 998 code for a protein of 320 amino acids. Gene Ontology annotation, molecular function: sequence-specific DNA binding; transcription coactivator activity. Gene Ontology annotation, cellular component: nucleus; core-binding factor complex. Gene Ontology annotation, biological process: regulation of transcription by RNA polymerase II. The record is from RefSeq and is a predicted model, not a curated record.
CCAUGGGCCUCUUAUAGGAGUGCAGUAACAAGAAAAUGCAUCACCAUCAAAAUCUAGGAGACGCAGCUGCCAUGCCGGGCAUGCUUCCGCCAUAUGAAGCAAUGGCGAUGUACGAGCAACCCAAGCCCCGCUUCAUCUUCAAAAUGCCCCGAGUUGUGCCCGAUCAGAAAUCAAAGUACGAUAGCGAUGAGCUGUUCCGGCGUCUUUGUCGAGAGACCGAGGUUCGCUAUACUGGAUACAGGGAGCGUGCCAUAGACGAGCGCCGCAUGAGAUUUGUCAACGACUGCCGGAAGGGCUAUGCGGAGCUCUCCUUUGUCACAUCGGGCACCAACGUCCAGCUCUACUUCAAUGCCAACCACAAUCCCUAUGCCCAGGACCAGGAGUGCGACUUUGAGCGGGAGCGCGGAAAGGUGCAUCUCCGCUCUCAUUUCAUUAUGAACGGAGUUUGUGUGCGCUUCCGUGGCUGGGUGGAUCUGGAUCGAUUGGACGGCGUCGCCACACUGGAGUUUGACGAGGGGCGCGCCCUGCAGGAAGAUGUCCAGCUGCGGGAACAGAUCGAGAGCUACAACCAACGCAUGAACGAAUCGAAGCGCAUCUAUCCCGUACCUCACACGCCUCCCGAGGACCACAUUCGGCGUGGCGGACCAGGGUUGUGUCGCUCUUACUGUGUCGGGGUAGCCGGGGUCUUCGGCCUUAAUUACGACAGUUUUCCAACCAACCACCACCAGUGCCAUUGCCACCACCCAACCUCCCAACCACCUAAACAUACAGUCCAGCUGCCGUUCUCCCUGCUGCUGCUGCUGCUGCUGCUGCUGAGAGGCAGAAUCGCGUCGCCCUACUACUUGCGAGCACCGACCGAGCAUGGUGCUGUUUGUACGAGUAUAUGGGAUCCCAGUGAACUACGCCCCCCAACCCCUUCGAGAGGUGCGCGCGCGCCCCACACUUGCUGCCCUGUCCCCCUUGUGAAUAAUAUAUAUUCGGGAUACAUACCUAUAUAAAUAUAUUAAAGAUAGGAAAA